Messenger RNA from Manis pentadactyla (Chinese pangolin), 10888 nucleotides. RefSeq names its product protein PRRC1. Bases 375 to 1706 code for a protein of 443 amino acids. The record is from RefSeq and is a predicted model, not a curated record. Lineage: Eukaryota; Metazoa; Chordata; Mammalia; Pholidota; Manidae. Gene Ontology annotation, biological process: activation of protein kinase A activity. Gene Ontology annotation, cellular component: cytoplasm. The transcript is spliced from 10 exons. Gene Ontology annotation, molecular function: protein kinase A regulatory subunit binding.
GCCGAACCCGGGCAUGAACCGGACGCUGCGUCCGUUGCUGGACUAAAGCGCGGACAUGAACCUGCACCAGGUCUGACCGCGGCUGUGAACCCCGGCGACCGCUGCUUCUCCGUGGGCAGUGUCGGCGACCAACGCUUCAACGACAUUGCGGGAUAUACAGCACGAGGGGCGGGGCAACGGGCGCCGACGUGGCAACCACGGGGCCACGCGUCGCCGGCGGCCAUUUUGGAGGCGGGGACGCGCAGAGGUGAGUCUUAACGGCGUCUUCCGUGUCCUCCCGGAACCGUGGUCUUAACACCCCAACUUCUCAGUUCCCCGCUUUUCAGCGGCCGCGCCGACGACCUCGGGCCCCCAGCAUACCAUAUUGAGGGAAAAUGAUGGAAGAGAGUGGAAUAGAGACUACGCCACCUGGGACUCCUCCACCAAACCCUGCUGGCCUGGCCACCGCGGCGUCCACCCCGCUUCCUUUAGCAGCAACCAGUUCUUUUUCUUCUCCGAGUGGAUCCUCACUGCCGUCCCUGCCACCCCACACAUUCUCCACCCCGCAGCCUCCCCUUCCUCCUGGGAGCCCUGCAGCCCCAUUGGCCUUGGUGCCUCCUUCACCAGUUCCUUCUGUCCCACCGCUUGUGACGUCUGUGCCACCUGCCAUCCCUCCCCAAGCUGCCACUGCAGUCGGCAGUCCCCCUCUGGCCCACUUUCCCCCUUCAGCCUCUGCCCCGAGCGCUCUGCUGUCUGCACCAUCUGCGGGUCCCCCUACAUCAGGAUUUGCUGUCAGUUCAACUUACGAUAUUACAAGGGGGCAUGCAGGAAGAGCGCCCCAGACGCCCCUGAUGCCGUCAUUUUCUGCACCUCCAGCAACAGGUAUUUUACCAACUCCCAUUACUCAGCAAGCCAGUUUGACAUCUCUGGCACAGGCAGCUGGAACCACAUCAGCCAUUACUUUUCCAGAGGAACAGGAGGAUCCUAGAAUUAGUAGAGGUCAGGACGAAGCAUCAGCUGGUGGACUCUGGGGUUUUAUUAAGGGUGUGGCUGGAAAUCCUAUGGUGAAAUCUGUGCUUGAUAAAACAAAACACUCGGUGGAAAGCAUGAUUACCACCCUGGAUCCUGGCAUGGCUCCAUAUAUCAAAUCUGGAGGUGAACUGGAUAUUGUAGUAACCUCAAAUAAAGAAGUAAAAGUUGCUGCCAUCCGGGAUGCCUUCCAGGAGGUCUUUGGCCUAGCUGUGGUGGUCGGAGAAGCUGGACAGUCCAACAUUGCCCCACAGCCAGUGGGCUAUGCAGCUGGAUUGAAAGUGGCCCAGGAACGGAUAGAUAGCUUGCGUCGGACCGGAGUGAUCCAUGAAAAGCAGACUGCUGUGUCAGUAGAAAACUUCAUUGCAGAAUUGCUACCUGACAAGUGGUUUGACAUUGGCUGUUUGAUAGUGGAAGACCCUAUCCACGGCAUCCAUCUAGAAGCAUUUACACAGGCCACACCAGUGCCUUUAGAAUUUGUGCAACAGGCUCAAAGUCUCACUCCCCAGGACUACAAUCUGAGGUGGUCAGGCCUUUUGGUGACAGUGGGUGAAGUUCUGGAGAAGAGUUUACUAAAUGUCAGCCGGACUGACUGGCACAUGGCUUUCACUGGCAUGUCUCGUCGGCAGAUGAUCUACAGCGCGGCCAAAGCCAUAGCAGGCAUGUAUAAACAGCGCCUGCCAGCCCGUGCCAUUUGAGAGGUGCCUUCCUAGGAUCCUGUGGCUGCCUCAUUUUGAGCUUGGUGGUAAAGAAGAGAGAGUAUACCUUAAAUUGGAUUGCAUCAAUGAAUCAGUUUUAAUUUUCCUGUAGACUGCAGUUUUUCUUUACUAGAGAGUCAUGUGUCAUUCCAGCAGAUGAAAAGAAGCAGAUCCUUUUUAUGAUCACAAAACUUCACAUACAUAGUUCUCAAAAAGAAAAUAUAUGAAUAUUUUUAUAGGACAAUUUUAUGUACCAAAUUUACAAGGGGCACAUUCAUGUGCUAAGGCAUUUAACUUAAUGAUACAUACUUGAUUAUUUUGUUUUUAAGAAGACAUAGUAAAUGAAGGAACAUGUUUAUUGACUAAUCUCUAAAAGCAUAAUUUCUUUUAAUUCAUGCUUCAUCCCUUCCUUGUCAGUCUUUGAUGCUUUCCGUGUGUGCACGUCUCAGGUCUGACGUGGAGUAGUGUGCUCAGCCAUUUGCCCUCAGACACCUGCCUGUAGGGAGAUGGUGCAUGUUUCUGUGCCUGUCUUUAGUCUGGACCAAAACAAUGGGAUUGAUCAUUUUCUUUGGGUUAUCAUGCACUCACAUGGUCUGAAACAAAAUCUCUCUUUUUUAAAAAAUAAGUUAUGGCAUUUCACAGAUUGACACUCUGAACAUUGAGGUAGUAUCUUUUUUCAUUGCUGUAUGACCAUUAAGUGGCAAAUGAUUGAAGUGUAUUUAAAAUCAGAAGCAUUUGGGUUAUAUUUGUUCAGUACUCCUCAGUACUUCCAAGUAAACUGCCAACGGCCAUUACUUCUGCUUCCGCUCGUAUUUUCCCAGCAGAGACAUUUUUAAGAGGGAAUUACUUUGUUGUUUAUGGAAUUGUAUGCAUCUUGUUUUAAUUAAGGUUACUUCUUACUUACUAUGCCUCAAACACUGCUUUUGUAAGUUUGUGCCAUUCUGCCUUUACUUUUUAUGGAAGUUUUAAAAAAAAAAAACUUUUUAUAUUCAAUGUGGUUUGUUUAAUCCAUUAUAUUUGUAUUUAGUAAAAGCUUCUUUUCUCCCCAGAUAAUAUAUUUUUAACAUUUUUGGAUUUAUAUAAAUCAAAAUUAAAUAAUUUGUCUUAUACUUUCAACUCUAUAUAUGCAAGUUCAAAUAACUUUUUGAAGAUAGUUUCUUAUAUAAAUGUAAUUUAAGUUUUACUUUUGUAUACAAUUCUUUAAAUAUGAAAGAAUUAGCACAAUCUUAAAAAGGGUGUUGAAGCUCCUAUCAUGCACUGUCAUUACAUGUAAUGUUUCCUUUGUAUUAAUAUUAUUUCAAGUACUUACUUGAUUUUUCUGUUUUUUAUCCAAGGAUGAGAAGAGUAAGUAUUAGUUUCACAACUAUGGCAUAUGCUAAUUUCUAAGCCUGUACAGUGAGGUUCAGUGAAAUUGAGACGUCUGUGUCAUUACAAGUAAUGAGAAAGACAUGUAGCCAGUUGCUAUGCCACAAGAACAGAAUACUUUUUUCCACCUUCAGUGGUAUUUAUGGAAUACUUUAUUCUUGUUUUCUCUUUCAUAAUAAGAAACCUUUCUCUACCAUUUCCUUUUAUCCUUUGUUUUUAAAAGCUACCCUUUUCUAGCAGUAUUUUAUCAUAGCAUUGGCCUGAUGACAAAUCACAAUUAGGGAUGAAGGAAAGUACUUAAAAUAUUUCUACUAAUUUUCUUCCUACUACAGGGGAAUUUUAGAGAUCCCAAAAAAUGCAUUUUAAUUUUAUUUUACCAAGUCUUAAAAUGUCUUAUUUGAUGUUUUUGAGGGUUGUUUCCAUAGAAUCACUAACACUGUGAUCCCAUUAGGCUAGGAUUUUCCUAGAAUUCUCUAAUAGCAGUGGCAAAGUUAUGCUGUAGCCUGGUUCAGGCCAAGUAAUUUUCUUGCACCUGGGAAUUCCGCAAGCCUCUGCUGUUUGGAACAGUGUGAGUGGGUGAGGACAAUUAGGAAGGGCAGAUGGAAAAGAGAAAUACAGGAUCCAGGCCUGUACAAAGAAAUACAGAAGUACAGGCCUUUCUGCUUUUUCUCUGAUUAUUUUUUUUCUUGGCCCAGAGUUAUCUUUGAAAGAAUCAGAGCACGACUGAUCCAAAGGCUCUGCUUUCCCAACAUCUUGUUUACUUUUACAUCCUAUGAUUUCUCUGUUGUAUGAAUGGCAAGGAAAGUACCUCACUCUCUCUCAAAUCCAUGGCAGCCUCAGCCACGCUGUCUUUUAAUGUUGGCAUUUUGGCAUCAGGUACGCACACCAUCAGUCUGAAGCCACAGUUCCCUUGACUGAUCACCCAGCUGCCCUUGUUCCUUUUUCCUUCCAGCUCAUUUUCUUAUAAUUCCUGCACUAGCAGUUUUUAGAGAGAGUCAAACUGGGGACUAGUUGCUUUUUUUCUCCCUCAAGUUUCUUAGGGAAAUCUGUCUUUAACAUAAUUCUUUAUCACUGUUGUUUUGGUCAUAUUUGUGAUAUUUUAUUUCUCCUGAAGAGCCCCAGGAACUAUUAUUGAAUUUUAUAAGCCUGUACAAUUGUUUGUUCAAAUAGCAUGAAAGAGAACAGGAGAAACUGCAGGAAGAGCAAGUCAACAUCAACCUCAGUUGACAGAAGGUUCUCAGAUUAUGCAGUGCAAGAUCCUGCUGAAGUUUGUUAGCCCUGUGCCUUGGCCUUUGGCACUGGAAAGCUUUAGGUAGACUGAUGGUUGUCUCUUACUAGUCUCCGUCGUUGCACUUCCCCAUUCUUGAUUCCUCUUUCUCUCAAGAAUAAAUGGGGUAGCAAAGUGAGAUGAAAGAACAUAGACCAAAUGGUAGUAUGUUAGGAAACAUAAGUAGAUGAAAACACAUUGUGUGCAUCUAUUCACAAGUUACACAAAUUAGUAAUAUACUCAGGGUCAACUAAAUUAAUAUGUAACUGUUGAAUUUACUUUGUUCCUUGGCUAGAGGAAAUUCUAAACAGGAAUUUGUGAAGCCAAACUGAUAGUAGUAUGUUCUAAAAGCUGUUAGGUUUGCAUAAAUUAUUAGGAAUCUCAGAUUUUUACUCCCAGAAUAUGGUGUUCUUAUUUUAAGAUACUAUGCAGGAUGAUGUAUUGGAUAAAACCAAUUUUGUAAGUAUGUAAAUAUGUCAAAAUAUAUAAUACCUCAGCCUAUUUCUUAAAGGUAUAAUUUUUUAAGUGCAAAUUCAAAUUUAUACUAGAAGGACAUAUAUUCCUUUUUUGUCUAAACUAGCUACUGGCAGCCAAAAAUUCUUAUGAAACGGUAACUUCAAACUCCACCUUUCAACUACAUAUGUAAUGUUGAAGUACGACAUUGUUGUCUUCAAGGUCAGAGAACUCAGACUAGGGAGAGGACAGUGGUCACAGAGGUAACAGGCAAGAAGUUAAAGCCUGUGCUCAUGAGGAGACUUAAGAGUGCCCAGUUGGAAGGAGGGACGGAAAGAAAAAGGAGGGAUUAUUUGUCAUGUAUUUGCUAUUAUAAGCCUAUGAUCCCAGGAUGAGGGAUCAUUAUUUUGAUCUGGUGGGGUAGGGGCAAAACAAAAAUUGAUUGGGGUUUUUUUGUGUCUGCCAAAAGAUAACAAGUAUUGUUUUCAGUAAACUAGCAAAACCUCAGUUCAGGGCCCAGGAAAGUCCUGCUAAAUUUAUAAUUUGCUGCAGAAUUAACUAAAGAAAAAAAAGUUUUGGUAAAAGAAACAAAAUUGGUAAGACCAGUAUCAAGGGGAUCUAAAACAUUUACAGAUGAAGGCAAAUUUUGAAAUUAUCCUUAUUAACACAUAAGAAUUUAAAACACUAAGGAAGGAAAUAGGAACCAACAUUUAUGUGCUAAGUACAUAUUGUUGGUUAGGCACUGGAAUAGGAACUUAAGUCUCUUAUGGGUAAAACCUUAACUGUUACAUGAGUAAAACAGAUUAAGCUACCUACCCAGUGUCAUCACAACUGAGUUAACAGAAGUCAAAUGAAGUGUGACUUAUUAACCCAUUGUCUUCUAAUACAUCCUAAAUAUUUGCUUCAGUAAGUUAUGGGCACAUAAUUAAUCCUAUAAAUGCUUGUUGAAUUCAGUUUAAUUUUUAAAAAUGACACAUAGCUUGAGGACUUUAUCCUCAUAGUACUUUUAAUUCUACAAUAUUAUGUUGAAGGAAAACUGUUUUUAUUCCAUAUUUUUCCCUUUAGAUUAAAAAUGCUGUUUUGGAUUUUGCUGCUGGUAUGAGAAUAUAUUUGUGUUAAAUGUUCUGCUCUCAAAUUUGAAAAACCAAAAACUAGGUUUACUAUGAAUACCAUUUUUAGGAUAAAAGCCAGGACAUGUUUAUUGUUAAACCAGUUUUCAAGCAAAAUACCACAUACCUCUUGAAAUAUUUUUUAAAUCUUUUGAGCUGCUGCAAGGACUACACUUUGAGAACUAUAAUUCCUGAGUCAUUGUGAAUGUCCUAAGAUAGUUGAGAGAGAGUGAUGUCACCAAGAUGGUGACAUAGGUCAUUCCUGAUUUUACAUGCCCCCCGCCACAAAAGCAACUAGCUGUACAUGGGCAAGACACCACUGAGAGAAUCCUAAAACAGAUGAAGCUGAAGCACCUCUUCACUACAGAGACCAGACAGACUGCCUUUAAAGAAAGGAGUGGCUACAUGCUGCCCACAUUGCCCCUCCCCCAGGCCAGUGGGACACCAUGCCUAGAGGUCCCCAUGAGCCUCUGGCUCCUCCAGUGGAAAAAAGCUCAGAACAAACAUCCAGCUUCCCCAGUGUUGUGGGUCACCAGUUAGGAAUCCCUACACCCACCCCUCCAGUCUUACUUCACAGGGACUGUAGAGGAAUCUACAUGACUCGACCACAGUGAAGUCAUUGUAAUGGAUUGCAGCAUCCAAAUAGUCUUGACCUGCAGCUUUGUUCAACUGUAGAACCAAGUCUGUGGUACAGUCUGACCAGGGAACUCAGCAGGGUUUGCCUGAGUUGGGCCCCCAGUCUCUCUGGCUCUGGAGACUGGUCUGCCUCUGACCAGGAAGGGGAGCUGAGCCAUAGCCCAAGCCACUGCUGAGUGUAGCUUCUGACCUCAUCUGAUGGCUGGUAAGAACACCUGGAAGUUGCACAGCCUGGCAAUGCUUAAGCAGAAAGUAUCGCAGGCAGAGCUGUUUACCCACAGAACAAAGCCAGAAUGUUCUUUUGCUCUGUUCAGGCAGGAGAGCUGAUUCAUAGCCUAGAUCACUGCUGGGUGUAGCACCCCACCCCUUCCAAACAGAAAGCAUUAUGGGGAAAACCUGGGAUGCUGCUUGGAGUUGGCCCUACUGUCAGGGAAGCUGAGAACAGCCCCACUCACUGCUGAGUGAAGCUCCCAUCCCUGUCCAACCGGAAAAAGGAGCCUGGCCAGAACACUUGGAAAGUUACAUAGAUGAUGAAAGCUUGAGCAGUGAGUCAGGCAGCCAGAGCUGAUAGUCUGCAUUGCAAAGCUGGUGGACCUGGUCAGCCAGGGAACUUGAGACAUGGGUUGGCUUGAACCAGGACAAUAAGAAAAGCCUUGCUGGACUUGGAGCUGGUUGUCCCACUGGAUCCAGGUAGGGAAACUAAUUCAUAGCCCUGCUCAUUAACUAAUCCAGCCUCCAACCUGCCUGACCAUGCAAUUAAACUGGAGCACACAGAAACCUGUGUGGCCCAUCCAACCCUCGUUAUAUAACUCCAUCAGAGAGCACAACCCAUGACUCAAUCUACAGAGCAAAACCAGUGUCUUCAUCUGGCCAGGGAAUUCACUGUACACGCUUGCCUGAUUCAAGUCCUCAGUCAGUGAGCCAUGCAUGUCCUGUGCCCAGUCCUGUAGCCAUACCUACACAGGGAAGCUAAUUGAUAUGCCCAGCUACAGCUGAGUAUAAUAACCUAGUCUCAACCAUCCAGCAAGCCUGGCCAGAGAACCCACACAGCCUGCAAAGCCUGUAAUACCACCUUGUCGGCAGAGAAGCUGGUCAGCAGUGCUACCCAACUAAUUACAGACAGUACCACCACUCCAGCUUAGCCUCAGCUCAGGCAGUGUUCUCACCCCAGAACAGACCCUGAUAGCAUGUCCCACUACCCACAAGGCUGUUACCAGCAGAUGAUGUCCAGAAACCCAAACAGCUUUCUGGUGAAGAACUGUCUCUGCCAAAGAGAAACUGUAGUCUAGAAGAGGAAAGCACUUUUCAGAGCACAAAUAACAACAUAAGAUAAGAAAUUGGGGGAUCAUGAUAAAUCAUAUAACAUGAACCACUAAAGGAACCUAAUAACCUUUAGUAACCAACCUUAAAGAAAUGGAGAUCUAGGAACUGUCAGACAAAUUGAGAGUCAUUCUCAAAGAUGUUCAGAGAAAAUUCAAGAACACACAGAUAACUAAAUGAAUUUAGGAAAACAAUGUGUGAACAAAAGAGGUUUAACUAAAAAAUCUACUAAAAACAUCCCUUGAGCUGAAAAUUAAAAUGACUGAAGAAUUAAAUAGAAAGAUGCAAAUUCAAGGCAACUAUGCAGAAGAAACUGACCUAGAGGAGGUUUAAGGAGCAAAAAGGAAAAAUAAAUAAAUGAAGAAAGCCAAUGGGAAUUAAUGGACACCAUAAAAGAAACAAUAUCUGCAUCAUGGGAAUUCAAGAAAAAGGGACAGGAAGUAUAUUUAAAGCAAAAGUGGCUGCAUAUUUAACAAGCCUGAGGAAGAAACAGAAAUCCAGAAUCAAAAUGCCCCAAAGACCCCAAAUAGGUUGAAUCUGACACACAUUAUCAUCUAAUUGUGAACAACAACCUUGAAAUAAUUUUGAAAGCAUAGAGAGGUUACAUAAAAGAAGCCCCCUUAAGACUAUUGAUUUCUCAACGGAAAUGUUUCAGGGCAGGAGAGAAUGGGCUGAUACAGUCAAAAUACUUGAAAGGAAAAAUCCAAGAAUUCUAUACCUGGUAAGUCUGUCAUUUAGAAAAGGAGGAGAGAGAGAGAGAGACUUUCCUGAAUAAACAAAAGGUGAGGAAUCAUUACCACUAGACCUGCCUUACAAGAAAUGCUAAACAGAGUUCUUUAUGCUGAACCAAAAGAGCUCUAAUUUAGAACAGGAAAACAAUGUAAAACUCACUAAUAAUGGUAAAUAUAUAGUCAAAGUUAGAUUCUGUAAAAUGGUGGUGGUACAUGUAUUCACUUAACAGCUGUAGGUUAAAUGUUUAAAAAAAACCCAUAAGUACAAUAAUAUGCUGUUAGGUACAAAAUAUUUAAAAAUAUGUAAACUAUUAUAUCAAUAACCUAAAAUGUAGGUGGGAGGAAAAGUCUUCGAGUGUAUAAUUUAGGAAUGCUAUUGAAAUUGUUACCAAUUUAAAAUAGUGUUCUUUAAGUCUCAUGGAAACACAAGAAAAGAAACAGUAGUGAUUCCACCAAAGAACAUAAUAAAGUCAGGAGGAUAUAAAACAACGAACAAUGGAUCUACAAAACAGCCAGGAAACAAGAUUGCGAUAGUAAGUCCUGGACUAUCAAUAGUUACUUUAAAUGUAAAUUCUCCAACCAUGACAUAGAGUGGCUGUGUGGAUUAAAAUAAACAAGAUCCAAUGAUAUGUUGCCUACAAAAGAACUGUAACCUUAAAAACACACAGACAGAGGAAAGGGAUGAAAUAUAUUUCAAGCAAAUGGUUACAAAAAAGCAGGGGAGCUGUACUUAGAUUUUAAACAAAAACUGUAAAUAAGAGAUAAAAGAUAUAUAAUGAUAAAGGGGCCAAUCUGUCAAGGUACAACAAAUGUAAAUAUAUACCCAACUAUCAGAGCACCUAAAUAUCUACAGCAAAAACAGUGCUAAAAAGAGAAAUAAGCAACAAUAUGAUUACAACUGGGGACUUAACCUCUCAACAACAGAUUAUCUAAACAAAAUCAAUAGCAGAGAAGUAAAAAAAAGUUUUAAAAAAUGUAAACAAAACAACAACUUACAGAAUGCAGCAAAUUUUAAGUUUUAAGAAGGAAGUUUAUAGAAUAAAUACCUACUGAGACAAAAAAAAUUUUAUACACUUUAUGCCUUAAGGAAUGAGGGAAAGAAAAAAACUGAGCCCAAGCUGGUAAUCACAAAACUCCCAGCAAACAGUUCAGGACCAGAUGGCCUCACAAGUGCAUUUCUACCAAACAUUUAUAGAGGAGUUAAUACCUAGCUUUCUCAAACAACAACAACAACAACAACAACAAAAAAAAGGAAUGCUUCCAAAUUCAUUCUAUGAGGCUGGCAUUUACUCUGAUGCCUAAACCAAAGACAGCACAAAAAUGAAAAUUACAGAAUGAUAUCCCUAAUGAACAUAGGUUCAAAAACCUUCAGCAAAAUAUUAGUGAACCAAAUCAAAAAACUGUAUUAAAAGGAAAUUCAUCACAAUCUAGUGGGGUUUAUCCCAGGGACAAGAGGAUGGUUUAACACUGUGAAUUAAUGUGAAACACCACAUUAAUAAAAAAGAUAAAACCAUAUGAUCAUCUCAAUAGAUGCAGAAAAAGCAUUUGACAAAAUUAAGCAUCCAUUCAUGGCAAAACCUCUCAAGCAAGUGGGCAUAGAGGAACAUAUGUCAACAUAAUAAAGGCCAUACAUGACAAACCCACAGCUAAUAUACUCAAUGAUGAAAAAGCUGAAAGCUUUUCCUCUAAGAUCAGGAACAAGGCAAAGGAUGUCCACUCUCACCACUUUUAUUCAACACAGUAAUGGAAGUUCUGUUAACAGCAAUCACACAAGAAAUAAAAGGCAUCCAAGUUUGUCAAUGUGGGGUAAUUUGCAGAAUUUCCAGAAUCUCCUUCCUGGCCUUAGUCCAUUUACAUAUCAACAGGUGUUUACUCCUGCAGCCUCCCACAACCUCCAGGGCAAGGGGUGGGGAGAUAAUAGCCAUUCUCUCCCCUUUCUUCCUGGUACAUAAUUGGUCUGACUUUUACCAGUCAUCAAGGACCCGCCAAUGGAGUUCCUCCUGGACGGGGCAGGCAGGAAGUAAAGAGCACACAGUGAGGGCAGAGCAUCAACAGUGGAUAGAGGAGAUGGACAGUGCCGGGACUAGCUAGAGAUUUUCAGCAAGCUGUGAGCAAUAAAAAACGGUUUCUCCCAACCUACCCUUUCCCUUGAAUUUGGUUUCACUGGUUUCAUAGGGGAUUCGUACCAGGCUGGAAACACCCUUCCCUGUGAACUACAGCAAGGAAGAAAUAAAACUGUCACCAUUUGUAGAUGACAUGACUCUAUAUAUAGAAAACCCUGAAGACUCCACCAAAAAACAA